AUGAGUCUACCAUUACCAGACGGCCAACACUCUUUUCACAGAAACCAUGGCCCGCUUUGCCAGAUCGCAACUCCUGUUGGGAUGCUAGGGUACGGUUUCGACGAACAUGAAUUCGACGCAUCACUGCAACACUUGACCUCCUUUGACGUUCCCACAGCUAUCAUCUUAGACUCUGGAUCAACUGACGGUGGGCCCUCAAAACUAGCUUCUGGGAUUUCGACUUGCCCUCGAUCGUCGUAUAAGAGGGACCUCACGAAGUUGAUAAAGAUGGUGGUGAAAUACCGUAUCCAGUUGUUGAUUUCGUCGGCUGGGGGCGAUGGAAGUGAUGCUCAUGUUGAGGAGUUCGUUGAUAUUAUCAGGGAGAUUAUGGAGGAUCUUGAGAAGAAACUUACAGUCUUGACGGUAUAUGCCCAGGUUUCAACGAGUCUAGUCUUAGAAAGACUUCAACAGGGUAAAGUGGCAGGUUGUGGUCCAGUAGUUCCAACUUUGACGGUCGAGAAUGUUGAGGCUUCACCAACUAUCGUUGCCCAGAUGGGGCCUGAACCCUUGCUCCAAACCAUGACUGCUUCUCCGGAUUUCGAUAUCCUCAUCGCUGGUCGAGCCUAUGAUCCUGCCCCUUAUGUUGCAUUCUGUGCCUUCCAGGCUUUGAAAAAGAGCCCUGGAAGUUUUGAAUCAUUAGGAAGCAGUCUCUUGGGAGGCUUUACUCACAUGGGCAAAAUCAUGGAGUGCGGAGGACUCUGCGCAACACCAAAGAGUCGCGGAGCUACUGCAACAGUGUAUACGGACGGAACAUUCGAUAUCACCCCCACAGAUCCAAAGGCUAGAUGCACUCCGCUAAGUGUUGCAGCUCAUACUUUGUAUGAAAAGACCCGACCAGACCUCCUUUAUGGGCCAGGUGGAUGGCUCGAUCUGACUGAUACCAAAUAUCAGCAGCUUGAAGACGACAUCUCAAUUCGGGUUCGAGGAGCCACAUUUACCUUCACCAAAAGUACCGGAUCCCCAUAUACCGUCAAGUUGGAAGGUGCGAGGGUCGUUGGAUACCGCACAAUCUUUAUUGGAUCUUUCAGGGACCCAAUCUUGAUCGAACAAUUGCCGGAUUUCCUAGAGAUAGGACGUAAAUACGUCUCCCAGCAGCAUCCGCUAUUUGCAGGUUCCUGGAAACUUGAUUGGCAUCUAACUGGCCUGGAAAGUAUGGAUCGGUCACCUGGAUUUGUGCCCAAACAGGUCUUUAUUGUCGGAGAAAUCUUGGCCGACACUCAGGACCUUGCCAAUGGGGUUUCACAUUCAGCUCGAAUCUAUUGUACACAUGGACCGUAUCCAAACCAGAAAGGGACAUCGGGAAAUUUUGCCAUGGGGAUUGGAGGUAAGCUCGAUUUACCGUUAGGAGAAUGUGCCGAGUUUUCAAUAUACCAUUUGAUGGAUCUGGAGGCUGGGGAGGAAAGCGUGCGGGAAUUGACCACAGAUAGUGGUUUCCGAGUCAGAAGCGGUCUACCGCUCUUCAGCUGGAAGAAAGUCAUCGUGAAUGGAUCCAUUCCUGACGGUAGAGAUCCGGUCAGUGGCAGUGGCAAAAAGCCUCUUCGAAUACAAAAUCCGAAGCCUAUAGACGGGGCUGGCAAAAAGAUAUCUAUCUCUUCCUCACCUCAAACUCUUAAUGACAUAGCUAAAGUCAUCCGAUCAAAGAAUGCCGGCCCUUUCGAGCUCACCUUCGACAUCUUGUUCGAGGAUAUCCGAGUCUACCAGGCUGUGAAGAACUCUGGGCUCCUAUGCGCAGAAAUUAUUGCGAAGAUAUACAACCUCGGCUCCACUGAUGAUAUUGUGUGGUGUGGAUUCUUCGACCAUGCUCUGGCUUUCAAGGCAACCUUGCCAAGAACCCGGAAAGGUGUGGUGAUUUCUUCGGGAGGAUUUAUGGAAGAUGAUGUGCAUGGAUCACAACAGUACAUCCCUUUAAUGCAGUUGCCUUUGGGCGAUGCUUUGAUUCUGGAAUUGGAGGCACUUGCUCAUGGGCAGUGA
This is a messenger RNA of Amorphotheca resinae ATCC 22711, 2010 nucleotides long. RefSeq lists its product as hypothetical. The transcript has 3 exons. NCBI's taxonomy places the organism in Eukaryota, Fungi, Ascomycota, Leotiomycetes, Helotiales, Amorphothecaceae. Bases 1 to 2010 code for a protein of 669 amino acids. The record is from RefSeq and is a predicted model, not a curated record.